AUGCCAGGCUCGCCUUCGUCUUCAUGGGCUGUCUACAAGGCGAAAAUUGCGGCUAUACUGGGACAUAGGGAUAUGAAGGUGAUUGUGGCCUUUUGGCUAUUCGGCCUCAUCAACAACGUCCUGUAUGUCAUCAUCUUAUCGGCCGCUCAAGAUCUCGUCGGUUCGCUUCCGAAAGGUGUCGUCCUCCUUGCCGAUGUACUCCCCUCGUUCCUCACGAAGCUCGUCGCGCCAUACUUUAUCCAUCGCAUCUCGUAUCGCAUCCGUAUCCUCAUAUUCAUCGCUCUAUCCGCGGUCGGCAUGCUCAUGGUGGCCCUGACUCCCCGAACACAAUCAGUCGCCAUUAAACUUGUCGGAGUCGUCCUCGCGAGUAUAAGUGCUGGAGGCGGAGAGCUGAGCUUCCUGGGUCUUACACACUUUUACGGACCGAUCAGCCUCGCUGGCUGGGGGUCUGGUACUGGUGCUGCAGGCUUGGUUGGCGCGGGGCUCUAUGUGGUGUUCACGGACUGGUGGGGUUUAAGCGUCAGAGAUAGCUUGCUGAUCUCGGCGUGCUUCCCCGCGAUCAUGUUCAUCAGCUUCUUCGUCAUCCUCCCACUGGGACCUUUGAAGGAGGGGACUAGACGGAAAGGUUAUGAUGCUCUUCCCGAGCGAGACCUGGAGGAUGAAGACGUGGACAACAUGGACCAAGGAACUGCCUCGUCGGCUCUCCUCGCUCCGGGACCGUCUGUCGCAUCGACUGCGUUCUCUGCCAACAACACGUCGGCGCCACUCACUCUCAAGGACAGGCUGAAGAAGGCGAAGGGCCUGUUCAUCCCAUACAUGUGCCCUUUGUUGCUUGUGUACGUGGCAGAGUACACCAUCAACCAAGGAGUAGCACCGACUCUGCUGUUCCCUCUGAAUGAGUCUCCCUUCGAUGAGUUCCGCGGCUUCUACCCGUUCUACGGGUUCCUCUACCAGCUCGGUGUCUUCAUUUCGCGAUCCUCGACACCCUUCCUUCGCAUCCAUCACCUCUACCUCCCGUCGUUCUUGCAGGUUGCCAACCUCAUCCUUCUAACCCUACACGCGAUGUACUUCUUUAUUCCCUCGGUGUACAUUGUGUUUAUCGUCAUCUUCUGGGAAGGUCUGCUAGGUGGAGGCGUAUACGUCAACUGCUUUGCCGAGAUCAUGGAAAACGUCCCACCAGAGGAACGCGAGUUCAGCUUGGGAGCGACAACCGUCAGCGAUAGUGGGGGUAUCUCCAUUGCAGGCAUCAUCAGCAUCAUCAUGGAGACUAGAUUAUGUGAUUACCAGGUGGCGCAUGGUAGGGAUUGGUGUCGGCGGAUACAUGCUCAGGGGAGUUAG
Molecule: messenger RNA, 1338 nt
Organism: Fusarium vanettenii 77-13-4
Lineage: Eukaryota; Fungi; Ascomycota; Sordariomycetes; Hypocreales; Nectriaceae
Exons: 2
Coding region: 1-1338 (445 amino acids)
Biological process (GO): regulation of intracellular pH
Cellular component (GO): membrane; vacuole
Source: RefSeq, a predicted model, not a curated record